This is a messenger RNA of Elaeis guineensis (African oil palm), 932 nucleotides long. RefSeq lists its product as uncharacterized. The record is from RefSeq and is a predicted model, not a curated record. Lineage: Eukaryota; Viridiplantae; Streptophyta; Magnoliopsida; Arecales; Arecaceae.
GACAUCACCACAUGCCAUUCUUUCUUUCUCCACCGGCAACCAGUGGAAGAGGGAAGAAACGCAAAAUAAUGUCUUCUCUGAUGGGGCCUCACGGGGUGGCCUUGGCCACAGCCAUGGCGGUCUCCGGCACCGUAGUUCUCCUCGCCGUCUGCCGGCAAUGGCCCUUCCCGGCCCGGCAGUGCAAUCUUCGCUCCUGCAUCUCCUCUGAGGAGAGGAAAAGGGAGAGAGCGAGCAGCAAGAAGAAGAAGAAGGUCCGCUUCGCGGCGCAGGUGGUGGAGCUCCUUGGGGAGACCAGCGGCAGCAGCGACGAGGAGGCGGAGGAGGAGCUCGCCACCCUGCCACCGGAGUUGGUGCGGUCGGAGGAGGAGGUCCGACGGGGACGGGGAAUGCCGGCGAACCGGGUGGCCCUGUACAACGGAAUUCUCCAAGAUCGCUUGCACCGAAUGGCCUGUUCUUACUGAUUCCUUCUCUUCCCUUCUUCAGCGUUCCAGAAGUUUAACCCCCAAUUCUUUGUACAGAGAGAGAGAGAGAGAAAGAGAGAGAGUGGAGAAUCUGUUGCUCUUGCUGUCUGGCUUCGCGUCGGCUGACCGGCCGUGCUUGGACUGGAUGCAGGGACAAGCACUUGUGCCCUUAAAACUGCUUGUCAUGUACCGAACGAACACUUCUUUGUAUGGUGAAUUCCUGCUUCAGAAAAUCAAGUUGGAGCGGUGGAGUAUGAUGAUGACGGCUUGCGGAUAUGUUGUGGCUGCUUUUACACGACUGUCAAAAUUGUUGGAGCCGAACAGCCUUUGGGAAAUUUGCAGGGGGAAGGGUGCGGACCGAGGAGAGCCCGAUAGCUUGACCGAGAAUCAUCAUUAGGUUCCAUAUCAAUUAUUUUUCCGAUCGAGCGGCCAUCUUAAAUAAUUUUAAGAAAUACAAUUAAUUUGGUUUCC